Misgurnus anguillicaudatus (oriental weatherfish) is the source of this 1018-nucleotide messenger RNA. RefSeq names its product ubiquitin-fold modifier 1 (gene ufm1). Gene Ontology annotation, biological process: protein K69-linked ufmylation. Gene Ontology annotation, cellular component: cytoplasm; nucleus. The record is from RefSeq and is a predicted model, not a curated record. Lineage: Eukaryota; Metazoa; Chordata; Actinopteri; Cypriniformes; Cobitidae.
AUAGCGGUCCAUCCAUCCGAUGACGUGUUACAUCGCCGCCUUACUGUGACUUCCGGGUCUGAGUAAACAGUGUGCGGCUGUUCUCAUACAAAUCUGGAAGAUGUCGAAAGUAACGUUUAAAAUCACCCUGACUUCGGACCCUCGGUUACCUUAUAAAGUAUUAAGUGUACCUGAGAGCACGCCCUUCACUGCGGUUUUGAAAUUUGCAGCAGAAGAGUUUAAAGUGCCAGCUGCCACAAGUGCUAUCAUCACAAACGAUGGCAUCGGAAUCAACCCCGCACAGACAGCAGGAAAUGUGUUCCUAAAACACGGAUCAGAGCUCCGCAUCAUUCCCAGAGAUAGAGUUGGAGGAGAGCGCUGUCCACAGAUGUGACUGUUCAGACUUUUUGUCACAGAUGAUGAACAUACUUCAGUAUUUAUUGUCUGGCUGUGAGAUGUCAACUCUCAGCUGCUCCAACACGCACCGCUGCAACUCCAAAUCAGAGUACCUCACAAAUCAAAGUGACCACCAUCUAGAAAAUAUAUGAGAGGAAUUAAGAUCCACUAGGUGUUCAUUCACAACGUUUGACAUGCAACCCAUUAGACUUUUCAAUUUUUGAAUCGUACUCGUUCAUAAUUCAUACUUUCAAAGUCAUUUUGAAGUCACACUGCAUAAUUUUUGUAUGAAGCCUGUUCAAAUACUGCUGGUAAAAGUAAUUUCCAUUUUACUUUGAGUAGACCUGAAAAAUUGAUGAUCGUGUCAUCUUUUGCUUUUUUAAACACUUUAUAGUUUCUAUCAAAGAUACGCAAGCCUUUGGAAACAGCUGUUUUCAGGGGCACGUCAUAUAAAUGUAAAUGUAAUGACACAUUGCUGGUUUGUAGGUCAAUGGUAUCGCAUAUACGAAUGAUACAGAAGUGUGUUUAAACAAGCUCUAAUGCAUAACACAUAUUUCAUAAUGUACUUACAGUACUGUUCAACCAUAACCUUUAGUAAAAUAACAUCUUCCCUGGUUAUUAAAAAUGACGUUGUUACGUAAAA